Messenger RNA from Lates calcarifer (barramundi perch), 3841 nucleotides. RefSeq names its product NECAP endocytosis associated 1 (gene necap1). The transcript has 8 exons. Gene Ontology annotation, cellular component: clathrin vesicle coat; membrane. Bases 61 to 849 code for a protein of 262 amino acids. Gene Ontology annotation, biological process: endocytosis. The record is from RefSeq and is a predicted model, not a curated record. NCBI's taxonomy places the organism in Eukaryota, Metazoa, Chordata, Actinopteri, Centropomidae.
AGAAGACCCGAAUAAAUGAGUCACAACCACAACUCCCACAUCAAUAACAGUUGAGUCAAGAUGGCGGCUGAGGGCGAGUACGAGUCGAUCCUGUGCGUUAAACCCGAUGUCAACGUUUAUCGCAUCCCGCCGCGAGCUUCAAACCGCGCAUACAGGGCUGCUGACUGGAAGCUGGAUGCUCCAGACUGGUCUGGUCGAAUGAGGAUCACAGCCAAGGGCAAAGUGGCCUACAUCAAACUGGAGGAUAAAGUAUCAGGUGAGUUGUUUGCCCAGGCUCCAGUUAAGGAGUACCCCGGCGUUGCAGUGGAAACGGUCAGCGACUCCAGCCGAUAUUUUGUUCUGCGGAUACAAGACGACAACGGUCGUAGUGCUUUCAUCGGCGUUGGCUUUGGGGACCGAGGGGACGCCUUCGAUUUUAACGUGGCUUUGCAGGACCAUUUCAAAUGGGUGAAACAGGAGAAUGAAAUCAGUAAAAGCGCCCAGCUCGGGGAUUCAGGACCUAAACUGGACUUGGGCUUUAAAGAGGGACAGACCAUCACACUCAACAUAGGGCAAGGUAAAAAGAGGGAUAAGCCCCGCCCACAAAGCUCAGGUGGGUUUGGGCUCCUCCCACCACCACCUGGAGGCAAGAUAGCCCCUCCUCCUUCAUCAGGCUCAUCCAAUCACAACAUAGUGCCUCAGACAGGAGGCACAGCAACAGGCUGCCUGUUGGAGCUGGACAGCAGUAACUCUAACACUGUGGUUCAGUCAAACCCUAGCUCAGAUCUUUGGGGAGACUUCUCUGCUCCUGCAAGCUCUGUUCCACCUCCGUCUCGACCACAGAACACCGCAAACUGGAUCCAGUUUUGAGUCAUCUGCGGUCACGUCGGCUGUGAUUUCCAUCUCACCUGCAUCUGUGUCCGUAGCUUCCUGUGCAUCACACUGAGAGUAACUCCCACACACUGAUCCCAAAGCAGAGGCGUGAAACACCACAGAGCUGUAGAAACAAAUUCAUAACAUCAUUUCACUCAAAAAGGGUCAUAGUUCUUUCAAAUAUUCCUGACAGGAAAUGAAGCAUUAAUGUGUUAAAGCCAUUACAUGAUAUGAGCCAUUUCUGAUAAUAUUUAAGGGCUAUGUGUGACGUCCUGAGCAGCAGGUGUUCCUCUGUUAUGUGUCUGCAUCGCCUCCCCAGUAGAUGGCUCUCUGAACUGAGCUUUAGCUUUGAUCUGAAAUGUUUUUGCCACAGCAACAGCUCUCCCUGCAGGCACUGCAGAGUACUACAUCUCAAGAAAAGUCACCAGCUGCUUUCUGUAACCUGCUGUGGAUCAAGUGCAAAUCAUCCAAUGAGGCCAUUUUUCUCUAAUGUUCCACAAUUGGCACUUAAAUUUUACUUUUGUAAAUCAACCUUCUUAUUGCUUAAUGAUUACAGCAGUGGUCUGUCUUAAUUGUUUCAGUAUGAAUCCUAAAAUACAGUUUGAAACAUUACGCUCUUUUACCUCUUUUGCACGGGUAUGUCCACUAAGAAAAGGAAGAUUUUUAGACUGAACACGGGAUGAAAUGACUCGCUCAUUCCCAUCCUCUCACUGUGAACUGUGGAGUCCUCAGGCUGGAGGAAACUUAUCAAUCUAAAUCAAAUGUCUCAUAAUUUCUGUAUUUAAAAUGGCUAUGGUUGGGCUUAAGGUGUGAUUUGAUUACAUCCUGAUAAGUGGAUUUAAAGCUUCAGAUUAGAUUCUCUUUAUCGGAUAUAAAAACCUGUCUACAUAUUUAUCACCACAAGAAUCAGGAACUAUCAACUGUACAGUAUUUUACUGUGUUUCUAGAAUCACUGAGCUCACAUGAAAGUGAGGUGACAUAUGGUAGACAAAAUGUAAUACAUUUAUAGAAAUAUAUGGGAUAAAAUUAACAUUCCUCCUGGCAUAUAAAAUCUAUAAAUAUCUGUUUACAAUGUAAAAUCAUUUUUGUGUUUACUACUGGGUGCUUAUUAUCAGCAGGUUUAUUUUGUUGCAACACUGGAAUCAGUAGCCAAAUGCAGACAUGCAUUCUUUACUUUCAUUUAUUUACAUUUUACAGUCUUUUACCACAUUAUUAAAGGAGCUAUUUGUACGUUUUUGCUAUCACUACAUAGCUAACGUUAGCAUUAACAGCUGUUUACUCACCAGUCUAGAAGAAACAUUGUGAGCUCAGCAUCAAACUCCAGGGGUGGAAAACAGUGCCAAUUCUUUUCUUCUACUGAAGUUAGCAUGCUAACCAGUUAGCCCCGGCCUGGCUGGCCUGUCUCAUCAGUUUCCAAUAGCGACUCACUGUAGCAUCCAGGCUGCUCUAAAGAAAUAGCACUGCUCGUAGGUCAUAUUUUAAACUCUUGCAUUGUAAAUGCAGUGAUGGCUGAAGCUCCAUCCAUCACCACCACCCACACCUGGGCAGAGAAAACUUACAAAUAGGCGCUUUCAGGAACUGAAUAAGCUAAGAAUUUAAAUCAUAUCUGCUGAAUUUAGCAGUGGAUGUUUGUCUGCUGGCAGUAAAUUAAAUCUACUUAAAUACUCAGUGGCCUUCUUUACCCCAGUCAGUUUUUUGACCUUCUGUGAAAACAGCAUCUCAGCCUAAUUAACUUGACAAUUUCUAAAAUUCUGUUAAUAAAUAAUGUAAUAAAUAAAUGAGGUGAAUCAGAGCAGGAGGACUCCUUAACAGAAAGACCUACUUUGCCUUGAAAAGCAGUAACAUUCCUCUAAUGUGAGGGAAACUCUUUGGUGGAGGGUCAGCAGGUAAAUCUCAGCUUCACUUUCUGCAUUAAAUGUUAAUAUCACCCAGAUUUAAAGCUGAAUGUUAAGAUAAUUGUGUUGCUGCACCUGCUUUACCUCCCAAACAUUCCUCCACGUACACACAGUUUUAUGUUAGAGGAAAAUGGAGACUUAAGCAUCUCAUUGUACUUGAUGUUUACAGCAGUCAGUGCACUGACAGAUUUAUUUUCUGCUACACAGUGGAAGGAGUGUGAUUGCUACAGAAGUGCACAUGCAUUCAGUUUACCUGCUUUUUCAUGUUUGUUAAACAACUGUGAGAUUUUUUUAAGAGGCCAAAUGUUUAGGGAAAGCAAACGCAACCCUGUGCUGAAGUCAGUGCUAAAUACUGUGUGUUUUAUAGAGAUAAAGAUAAAUCUUAAUAGACAAUGCAGGAAUUAUAGAUGCAGAAGCUGUUCAACAUGAGUCCCACACAGUACUGACAGAGGAUUUGGACAAUCUGAGGAAAUAUUUGGAACUUAAAAGAGUAGUAUGACAUUUUGGGAUUUUUUUUUUUUUUUUUUUUUUUUUUUUUUUGCUGAGAGUUAGAUGAGAAGAUAGUGACAUUCUACCCAUAUAAAUGAACCUAAAUGACGUGGCUUAUUUCAGUGAAAACAAAAAUGCUCUUUUCCUGAACCCACAUGCACUGUUAGAGAUAUGAACAAACCAGUCUCAGGACUGAAGGCGAGAAAAACUACAUCUAAUGAUUGUUACUUCAUCUGAUGAAUGUCUUCAUGGCAGCAAAUGAUAUGUUAAUCUAAGGCUUUGGCUGAUUGUGUUUUGUGUUUACAUGACUUUGACUUAUGAACUGUCGUAAACAUUUGACUGUGAAUUCAUUUUGUUUGCAUAGAUUUUUAAGGUUUGCUGUGAUUAAAUCACAUGAACUGUAUUUAAUUGGCAUUAAGAUAUAGGGCUGACUGACACAAUAUGUUGAUAUGUAUGUUGUGUUUACAUUGCUCAUAUUGCUGGCUAAGAUAUAAAAAGUGUCUCCCAUUUCUCACGCAUUCCACUUUGGCUGUAAAAUCACUGGACUAACACUUUUGAUUUAUGACCAAUUUAAUGAGAAAGAGGCAAUAAAUCCUUUCAAAGGA